AAGAUGGCGAACGAUGUAGAGGGAAUGAACACGAGUGGUUCCUUUUAAUAAGUCAAUGAUUGGAAAUAUUAAAUGUGAAGCACGAUGAACAGUGUAAGCAGCGAAUGUGGAGAAUUGAAGCGACAGUAUGAUUCUUGUUUUAAUUCGUGGUUUGUUGAUAAAUUCCUAAAAGGAGAGAAAAAUGAUUCUUGUGCUGCAUUAUUCAAGCUUUACCAAGAUUGCGUCAAGAAAGCGAUUCAAGAACAGAAGAUUGAAUUGUGGGAAAUAGAACAAGACAUAUUAGGAACUGAAAAAGAAAAAAAGGCAAAAUCAGAAAGAGGUGACAAGAAUUCAUGAUUAAAACCUUUAUGUAAUUAAAAAUGGACCAUAACAACAAAUUUUAUCAGACUACUUAAAUUGCCUUUCAUUUAUUCAAAAGAAGAAUGUGAUAAUUAAAUCAAUUAUGUUAAGCAUUUUUAAAAUUUCAGU
Messenger RNA from Centruroides sculpturatus (bark scorpion), 468 nucleotides. RefSeq names its product TP53-regulated inhibitor of apoptosis 1-like. The record is from RefSeq and is a predicted model, not a curated record. NCBI's taxonomy places the organism in Eukaryota, Metazoa, Arthropoda, Arachnida, Scorpiones, Buthidae. The transcript is spliced from 2 exons. The coding region runs from base 85 to 336 and encodes 83 amino acids.